AUGGGGCACAGCCGCCCCCGCUGGAAGAAUGCUCAGAGGAAGUCCGGGCAGGAGGACAAGGGUGACACCAUCCCGGAUGAACUUCUCGGGCUGGUGUUCCUGCGCCUCACCUCACCUCUGGAUCUCGUCCGCGCCGCGUUCACCUGCAGGAGAUGGCGCAAGGUCAUCGCGUCGGAGAACUUCCGUGUCGUCUCCGCUCUCCACGGCGCGCCAUCCUCCAUAUGGUACUUGUUCGGUGCGCUCGGAAACUUCAUUCUUGCUCUCGACAGAGAAUCCGGCGAGCUCUCACGCUUCCAGAGAGCUCGAGACGAGCACUGGCUUCACACCGUGCCGAUUGAGAUGCUGGGCGGGCCCUCGCACGUGCUGAAUUGUAUCCUCGCCGCUCACCCUGGCCCCGCCAGAAGCAUAUCAAUUGACCCCUUCAGAAGCACUUGCAAGGUCGACACCACGCUCGACAGCUGGUUCCGGUCCACCACCCUAUCUUGCGUCGAGUACCUCAGAUUCGAUGGUGGAACAGUGAUGCACUCCUUCCCGCUGUCCGCGCUCCGCUGCGCGCCCACGCUGCGUAUUGUCAGCAUUUGUACUUGCUAUUUGCCCGAGAUUUAUGCCAACUCCAUGCUUCUUUUCCCCCAACUCAAGAAGCUGAUGCUCUAUGACAUCUACAUCUGUAAGGCGGCGAACAUCAACCGCCUGUUCACCCGCUGUAUUGUGCUCGAGGCACUUCACCUUGAGGGGGUCCACGGGUUCACCCACCUCAACAUUCACAUGCCAAAUCUUCGUACAAUUAGUGUGGCUAGCUAUUGGAAACACAACACCACCGAACUUAUUCAGUUAAACACGGUGCAAAUUAUGGAUGCAUCUUGCCUCGAGAGAUUGGUCAUAUGUGUUCAUGAUGUUCCACUACUAAUCCAGGUCGCCAACGCACCAAAGUUGAUGGUGUUGGGCUUUGCGUCGUACCCUGGCUGCCAACUUGUUAUUGGACGCAUAAACUUUUUGAGGAUGAUGCCCAUAAGCUUGGAACAUUCUCUGUGCACAGUGAAGAACUUGGUUCUAAAAUCUGACAGCCCUAGUCUGGAUCAACUACUUGCAUUUCUUAGAUGCUUUCCCUGCACGGAGAAGCUAUAUAUCAAGUUUUAUAGAACCGGCGAUAAGGUUCAUGUGCUGCAUAAUGAGCCAGCCUGUCCCAUUGAAUGCCUUGAUCUCCAUGUCAAAGAAAUUUCAAUUUCUGACUACCGAGGAAGGAGAAAUGAUGUUAUUGUCUCCAGGUUCUUUAUGCAGAACACUAGAAUGCUCAAAGUAAUGAAAUUUGGUGUAACAAAUUAUCACAAUAAGAUCUGGUGGGAUACCCAGUUCAAGUGCCUAGACCUGAAGAACACCGCUUCUAGAGAUGUUGAUUUUCAGUUUGGAUAUUUACCAUCCUUAGAUAAGUUCAGCUCGGACGGUGUUCGUAGCUGCUUGAUACAUGACUUGUCAGUGGCUGAUCCCUUUGCUAGAGAGAUAUAUGCAAGAUUUGGGCCAAUUUCUGCAUAG
Lolium perenne is the source of this 1530-nucleotide messenger RNA. The record is from RefSeq and is a predicted model, not a curated record. Lineage: Eukaryota; Viridiplantae; Streptophyta; Magnoliopsida; Poales; Poaceae.